Molecule: messenger RNA, 813 nt
Organism: Perkinsus marinus ATCC 50983
Lineage: Eukaryota; Perkinsozoa; Perkinsida; Perkinsidae
Exons: 4
Coding region: 70-510 (146 amino acids)
Source: RefSeq, a predicted model, not a curated record
GUCUACAGCAUUUGCUUGUUGAGCCUAUUACCCUCCGGUGGUUGACAAUUGAUUGAUUUCCACCGUGUAAUGGUGUUCCCGAGAAGCGAACACCCUCCUCAACGAUACGUGGAAGUGGACGAUCGAACUAUGGCUUUCACUAGUCCUAAUAAACGCCGGGCAUCUGAUACUACAUGGAAUAUGCCUUCGCUUGACCCUCCCCCUAAGAGGUUGCGUUCUUCCACAAAUCUUGGCAAAGACUAUCGCAUCUAUCAUCCCCAGGCAGGCCAAUAUUGUGAGGCCAAGGGACAGUGCUUACCUCCGGUGGGCCAUGAUGAACUGCGAGGAUCUCAAGAGCAGCAGCAGCAGCAGAAGAUGCUGCCCAAGCUAUCAUUCCAACAGUAUCGGAUGAGAGAACAGCUUCGAGCCUAUAUGGAGGAGGAGAUCCAACGUAUGCGCUGCGACCAGAAGCAUCGGUCUUGUGGGUAUAACUAUGAAGCCUGCCCGAAGGAUCCUGCGGGUGGUGCAUAGUUGGAUCGCUUAAUCAAUUAAUGCAAGCUAAUGAUGACUACUCGUUGGAGGGCCCGAUGUGGAGUCUCCUAUGAGACGGUAACUAUGGAGGUCUCUAUGGCUCACGUGUUAUCCUGUACAGUUAUGCUUGAACUAUCAUUGCUGCGUAAACCACAUGGUAUUGCGCUCAUACGUACAUCGUUAGUUAUUAAGUGAGAAAGGUAGCUACAGACACUUCAUGACCUCAAGCACAUACCCAUUGGGUUCAACUCUGGAGUGUUGACACUACUACUAUUAUAAGGGAUGCAAGACACAUUUCGCCUU